CAAUAGCAGCGGUCAAAAGUUGAACUAUGUAAACACGAACGAGUUUUUUCGGAACACAUACACAGUAGCGACAUCGUUAGCUGCACGUUUAAGUUGGCAACGUUGUGACGCAUCUACCGCACUAAGCACUCAUAAAUCGGUUGUUCAUAUAUAAGCAAGACCUUUAGUCGAGUUGCGUUCAUUCAAUCCCUCCUAUACUUACCUACACGCUAUUUCGUAACAUUGACUUGCUGUUGCUAAUAUUUAAUAUUUAGUCGCCGCUCGUGAGCUCACCGAUAUACAAGCAUCAAAAUGGGAUUAAAAUUGACUCCUACGAUUGUUGUUCUGGCCUUAUCAAUUUGUUUAGUGCAUAUCGCGGUCGCGAAGCCAAGAACGGUUCAGAGAGGAGAUGAAGUGAUACCGUUAGACCAGUCCGUUGUAGCAAGUUUGCCUGAAAAAACUACGAUUAACCCAUCUGUAACAGAAACCAAAAUUCCUAGUCGCCGUGUACCCUGCCAGUUCGACGAACCCACUGAAGAAGCCGUCUGCCAGGAGCACUGCAUGCCAAAAGGAUACUCAUACGGCCUCUGUGUCUCCUAUACCUGCAGUUGCAUUUAAAUGGAAAAUAACAAACCAUGACUGUGAUGCUGAUGCAUAGUGAUGCAACAUUAACGCAGAAGAGGAAAUUAAUAUAGACUUUCAAUUAACAUUGUACACGGAAACAAAAGAAUAGGUUUGUUUUACUACCUAAUUGUGAUUGUGAUUCAUUGCGUUUAGCAAGUUGAUAUAAUACAUUUACAUAAGACUGUA
This is a messenger RNA of Cydia fagiglandana, 789 nucleotides long. RefSeq lists its product as uncharacterized. Lineage: Eukaryota; Metazoa; Arthropoda; Insecta; Lepidoptera; Tortricidae. The coding region runs from base 292 to 597 and encodes 101 amino acids. The record is from RefSeq and is a predicted model, not a curated record. The transcript is spliced from 2 exons.